Messenger RNA from Metopolophium dirhodum (rose-grain aphid), 1804 nucleotides. Its product is annotated as probable mitochondrial glutathione transporter SLC25A40. Lineage: Eukaryota; Metazoa; Arthropoda; Insecta; Hemiptera; Aphididae. The transcript is spliced from 7 exons. Gene Ontology annotation, biological process: mitochondrial transmembrane transport. The coding region runs from base 615 to 1724 and encodes 369 amino acids. The record is from RefSeq and is a predicted model, not a curated record.
UAUCAGUAACAUACGGACCACGGACUAACCUAACCAGUUUGUAAUCACUAAUGUGGCAAAUGGCAAUGCACACAUAAUUUCUAUUUAGUAUUUUGGUGUAGUAUAGUCGUUACGAAAAUAGUCGUGUAGAAGUCUGGUGUGGCUAUUACACCCACUUCUCGUAGAUUAAACAUAAAUGUUUAUUCUAGGUAUGCUAUGCGUCUAUAGAGCUGCAGUAUUGCUAUUUCAUAUUUGCCAGUAUUGAGUAUGUCAAUAAUUGCCCAUGAGAACGGUAAUUACUAUUAUUAUCGUUCACGCUCAUUCAGAGUUUCAGUCAUUUAGUAUUUUUUACCAAUUCCACUCGAUUCAGUCACACACGUGAAGGUGAUGUUCGUGACUUAAAUUCAAUUCACUAUACAUAAUUUCAAAAUCAGUGCCCUUUUUUCGGCAUACCGUUUUGAAACGAAAUAACUUUACAAAGCUGUAAUUUGUAUUUUCAUUUUCAUUUGUGCUAUAUUUUAUUAUACUUAUACCAUUGCAAUGGUGAUGGAAAAAAUGGAACCUCCAAUUUAUAGCUGUCUAAUGUAUUGAAUGUAUAAAAACGAUUAGUGAACCAAAAUAUUAUUUAAAAAGUCAUGGAUUCUAAGUAUAAAUCAAAUAAUAAACUACUGAUUGAUGACCCUCAGUUUCGAAUUAAACCAGUACAACAAAUGGCUGCUGCUUGUACAGGAGCGUUAAUUACUUCCUUUUUUGUUACUCCAUUGGAUGUCAUAAAAGUACGCAUGCAAGCACAAUCUAGAAUAACAAAUAAACAUAAAUGUUUUUUUUAUUCCAAUGGUUUAAUGGAUCAUAUUUGUCCAUGUAAUAUAUUAAAAAAAAAUACCUUUGAUAGUCCUUAUUACAGAAAUAUCCAAUGGUACAACAGGCCUAGCCAAUUUAAUGGAACUAUUGAUGCUUUUAAACAAAUUAGCAAAAAUGAAGGAAUUUUAUCAUUAUGGAGUGGGUUAAGUCCGACAUUAAUACUUGCAGUACCUGCCACAAUUGUUUAUUUUGUAUCAUAUGAACAAAUACGAUGUUAUCUUCAUGAUUUAACUAAACCAUUUUACGCAAACAAUAAUCAAAAUCAACCUUUGUGGAUUUCUGGUAUAUCAGGAUGUGUAGCUCGUUUUGGAGCUGCUACAUCAGUUAGUCCAUUAGAACUCAUACGUACCAAAAUGCAAUCAAAAAAACUUAGUUAUUUAGAAGUCCAUCAAGCAUUGCAAAGUUUAUUAGAAUAUCAUGGCUAUAAAGGUCUAUGGAAAGGUCUUGGUUCCACACUUCUUAGAGAUGUUCCAUUUUCUGGUAUAUAUUGGGUUAUGUAUGAACAUAUUAAACAAAUAUCAGGCCAACCAACAUCAUUUAUGUACAACUUUUUAGCAGGGAGCAUAGCUGGAGCGUUAGCCGCAGCAUUAACAACACCAUUUGAUGUUGUCAAAACCAUUCGUCAAAUUGAAUUAACUGAAAAAGAAAUUAUUACAGUAGUUAUUUCAGAACCUCCUAGAAAAGCUUCCAAAUGGACAGUCAAAGCAAUUAUUGACAUAUAUCAAACAAAUGGAACUCGUGGAAUUUUCAGUGGUUUGGUUCCACGGAUUAUCAAAGUAGCACCUGCAUGUGCCAUAAUGGUAUCCACAUUUGAAUACGGAAAAACAUUUUUUCAAAAUAGAAAUAUGCAAAUAUAUUAUAAAAAUAAAGAGGAAAUUCUUUAAUAAAAAAAAUAUUUGUAAAAUUGACCAUGGUUAUUGGUUACCAUAGAAAUAUCAAAUAUAUUAUUAUGUGACAUUUGUAA